This is a messenger RNA of Daldinia vernicosa, 992 nucleotides long. RefSeq names its product NAD(P)-binding protein. Lineage: Eukaryota; Fungi; Ascomycota; Sordariomycetes; Xylariales; Hypoxylaceae. Gene Ontology annotation, molecular function: oxidoreductase activity. The record is from RefSeq and is a predicted model, not a curated record. The coding region runs from base 132 to 992 and encodes 286 amino acids. The transcript is spliced from 3 exons.
GGACUUAGGUGAUUGGCAUCAUGUAUAUCCGUAUUACAGGAGAACGUAUAUAUAAAACGACAUCCAAGUCGAACUAAGACGUGCUUCUAAUUUAACCUUGAAAAUUUAUUCGUAUACCUCUCUUUUUCAAAAUGUCUUCCCCAGUUUGGCUUAUCACAGGCGCCUCGAAUGGCCUAGGCCUCUCGUUCAGCCUUCGUGCCCUGAAGGCUGGCCACAAGGUCAUCGGUGCCAUGCGCAACCCAACACGGGCUGCUGAAGCCGUCAAGGCCAUUGAGAGCAGAGGAGGUAAAGUGGUGCAAAUAGACAUGACGGAGUCUCAAGCUAGCAUCCACGAGAAAGUGAAGGCAGCCGAGAAGAUUUAUGGUAAAAUCGAUAUUCUAGUAAAUAACGCCGGUUACUCGCUCCUUGGACCGCUUUCGGAAUUUACCGAGAGAGAAGUCAAUACCCAGAUACAGACGAACUUCUUCGGUCCAAUCUAUGCUAUCCAGGCCGUUCUUCCCGGAAUGAGAAGCCGUAAAUCCGGGACCAUCGUCAAUAUCAGUAGCAUAGCCGGUCAAGAUGCCCUUCCAACGUGUUCGCUAUAUGCCGGUAGCAAGUUCGCUCUCGAAGGGCUCAGCGAAUCUCUAGCGCGCGAGGUUGCGGAGUGGGGCAUCGACGUGCUAAUAGUAGAGCCUGGCGCAUUCCGGACGAACUUCCUGAAAGCCUUAGUCGCGAACGAAAAGGGCCUUCCCGAGCAUGAAAAAGACACGCCUGUUGGAAAGGCCAUGCAGCGUUUCCAUGAGGUCGCAGGUACCCAAAGGGGAGAUCCAGAUAAGCUAGCCGACCGCGUCUUUGAGGUAGUAACGGGCGAAGGAGAAGCAGGUGCGCUGAAGGGAAAGAUCUUAAGGUUGCCGUUAGGGAAGGACUGUUUGACACGAUUGGACGCGAAGAUUGCAAAGUUAAAGAGCGAUGUGGAUGCAUCUCGGGCAAUAGCUGAGACUACAGAUUUAUAA